UAGUCGCGAUUGUCAAUCGUUUGACAGACCUAACUUCACUGAUGUGUUAUUUUAAUAAUAGUGGGAUGGGUUAUAAGAAAUAGUCUUGUAAUUUGUAAAUUAGACAGCAAUGACAAUAGAGUAAACUUACUAAAUCAAAAUUAACAUAAAAUAAGUUGUUAAAAAAAUGUGUAAACCAUGUGAUAACUAAUUUGUAAAUAAACAAUUACUAUAGUUGACAGUGACAUUUGACAAGUGCCAGCUCACCGUAUAUUUUGUAGAAUUUUGUUUUUUGGAUAAUUUUAAAACGAAUAAUGGCGUUUGAGAAUGGAAUUAGUAACGUAGAGGUUUCAGCGGCUUUUAUUGAGACUUUACAGACUGAUUUCAAGAAUCUUGCUGGAGAAUCAAAGAAGAAAUAUCCAGUAAUAAAAGAGUCAUGUGAGGAAGCCGUUAUUAAAUUAAAAUCGGCUUUAUCCACUCCGCAAACAUCAAUAUUUUAUGUUAUUAAUCAAGUUAUUUAUCCAUUGUCACAAGGAUGUGAAACGAAGGAUGUUAAGCUAAUUAAAUUUUGUUUACAAAUCAUACAAAAAUUAAUAACACACCAAUUAAUUGAUCAAAAAGGAGCUUUGUAUAUAACUGAUACUUUAUGGACUUUAAUGGAAUCAGGAAUCGAGGAAGUAAAAAUUCUUCAGUCUGUCACUCUAUUGCUAACAACAAAUACAGUAGUGCAUGGCGACACUUUAGCUAGAACUCUGGUGUUGUGUUUUCGACUACAUUUUGCUAAAAACUCAACCACAAUCAACACAGCGGGUGCUACAGUACGACAAUUAGUCUCUUUAGUGUUUGAGCGAGUAGUAGCCGAAGACGAAAUGCUAGCAAAGUCUGAAAACACCCCCACAGUGCGACAGAUCAAUAUGGACGAUUUUAAGAUUCCAAGCGGUACACCUCCGAAAGGUUUACCACCAUGUGCAGCUGAUGCUUAUUUAUUGUUCCAAGAUUUAGUACAAUUAGUUAAUGCCGAUCAGCCUUACUGGCUUAUAGGAAUGACUGAAAUGACACGUACUUUUGGCUUAGAAUUACUAGAAUCUGUACUAACACAAUUUUCAAUAGUCUUUUAUAAAAACGCAGAGUUUAGUUUUCUACUAAAGGAACGUGUGUGCGCUCUGGUCAUCAAGUUGUUUUCACCAAAUAUUAAAUAUAGAAGUACUUUGCCAUCCAGCGUACAGCAAGCCACCCCAUUCGAGAAGCCUUACUUUCCUAUAAGCAUGCGAUUACUAAGGGUUGUGUCUAUUUUAAUUCAGAAGUAUCAUAGUCUUCUGGUGACUGAAUGUGAAAUAUUUUUAUCUCUUAUUGUAAAAUUUUUGGAUCCUGACAAACCAACAUGGCAGCGAUCUUUAGCUUUGGAAGUUUUACACAAAAUGACUAUUCAACCAGAACUGUUAAACUCGUUCUGCAAAUGUUAUGAUCUCAACAAACAUACAACUAGCAUUUUUCAAGACAUCGUGAAUUCGCUGGGAGCCUAUGUACAAUCGCUUUUCGUCAACCCACAGCUGCAAAUUAACAAUACAAUGAAUAUCACCCAAGGCCAACCGCCAGUGUUCCUAGGGGGUUUACCCGCCGGUCCUGGUGUUUCCCCGCAGCCAGGGUUCCUGCUGCGUGGUGUUUGGUUGCCGAUUGUGACUACAUUCCCCACCGGUCAAACCAAAUCGAUCUAUUUAGAAAUGUUGGAUAAAAUCGAGCCACCGACCAUCCCAGACGGGUAUGGCAUUUCCAUCGCCUACGCAAGUCUUUUAGAAAUAAUCCGGUCGUUACAAAUCACCAUCGGGCCGCAACAUCACGUCGAAGGGGAAUCCCCUCCGCCUCGACCCAAAGAAAUCAACAAGGAACUAUACUGCCAGUUAAUCAAGUCGAGUUGGUGCGGGCUUCUUGCAGCUUUAAGUCCGCUUAUAGAUGCUAGUACGGACGAAUCCAUCACGGAAAACGUACUCAAAGCCAUACAAACUUACGCGUCGCUUUGUGGACAAUUGAAUUUAGACACUCCUAGAGACGCUUUUAUUACAGCAAUUUGUAAAUCGUCGCUUCCGCCGCAUUAUGCGUUGACGGUGUUGAAUACCAUUACCUCGGGCUCUGCUUUGAGGACGGGACACAGUCAAGAGUUGAACGCACAACUGGUGGCACAGUAUGGUGAAGCUGAUUAUAGACAGCAGGUUGUGGCAGUCGGGACGCCUUUACCCACGUCAUCGGUGCCUGCAGGUACUCAACAAGGUCCUGUUAUGCUCACGUCAAAGAACCUUCAGUCUAUGCGCGCUUUACUAAGUCUGGCGCAUUGCCACGGAAGCAUCCUGGGUAGUUCGUGGCAUCUAGUGCUCACCACUUUGCAACAUUUAGUCUGGAUUUUGGGCUUGAAACCCUCGACGGGUGGUAGCUUGAAGGCCGGCCGUCUCACUACAGACACAAAUGCUGUGAUAACAACGUCAGUAAUGGCGGAUUUACCAGUGUUAUCACAAAUGCUCAGUAGGUUAUUUGAAUCCAGUCAGUAUUUAGACGACGUAGCGUUACAUCAUUUAAUCAAUGCUCUCUGUAAGUUGUCACAGGAAGCUAUGGAAUUGGCUUACUCGAAUCGAGAACCUUCGCUAUUCGCCGUCGCUAAGUUACUAGAAACGGGUUUAGUAAACAUGCCUAGAAUCGAGGUAUUGUGGCGACCGCUAACCAAUCACUUGUUGGAAGUUUGUCGCCACCCCCAUAUAAGAAUGCGCGAGUGGGGAGUGGAGGCAAUCACGUAUUUGGUUAAGUCGGCGUUGCAUUAUAAACAUACAGUGCCACUGAGAGAUAAUCAAAAAUUACAAACGCUGCUUUUGGGACCGUUGUUUGAAUUGUCGUCGGUACCGCAUGGGGAUGUGAGGCAAAGGCAGCUGGAGUGCGUCCUUGAGAUUUUACAUGGUGCUGGGGAAACGUUGUCCCACGGCUGGCCUUUAGUUUUAGGCAUAAUUGGGGCGGUUAACGAUCAACACGGCGAAAAUUUGAUACGAAUUGCAUUCCAAUGCCUGCAGCUAGUUAUAACCGACUUUCUCCCGGUUAUGCCGUGGAGGUGUUUACCGUUGUGCGUCGAUACGGUCUCUAAGUUCGGUUCGCAAACCCAGGAAUUGAAUAUUUCGCUAACAGCAGUUGGAUUAAUGUGGAACAUAUCCGACUACUUCCACCAAAAUCAAGGUAAACUAAGUCAGACUUUAACUGAAGACACCACAGUACUUCCGGACUUCCCUGGAACUUUAAACAUGCCUAGUUUUGAUAAGUUGUGGAUGUGUUUGUAUGCACGAUUGGGUGAAUUGUGUGUGGAUACCCGACCGGCGGUGCGAAAGUCGGCUGGGCAAACUUUAUUUUCCACAAUUUCCGCGCACGGUGGAUUGUUGAAACAAUCAACCUGGCAGGCGAUUUUGUGGCAGGUGCUGUUUCCUUUGUUAGAUAAAGUUAGAAGUUUGUCGAAUUCCGCUAGCAGCGAAAAGGUGGACGCCGGAGGCAACAUCUUGAUCCAUCACACGCGGAACACGGCACAAAAACAGUGGGCGGAAACCCAAGUUUUGACCCUAUCAGGGGUAGCCCGCGUUUUUAACACCAAAAGACAACUAUUGCAAGCACUAGGCGAUUUUCCGAGAGCGUGGUCUAUACUUUUAGAAUUCAUAGAAAACGCCGCUUUGAGCAAAAACAACGAAGUUUCAAUCGCCGCACUUAAGUCCUUCCAAGAGAUCCUGUUUUUGAGUAAAAGUCAGUCUGUUGAUAAUAAGUCUGCGGUGAUUGAAGAUAGAGAAAUCUGGUCAAUCGCGUGGAAGGUCUGGGUGAAAAUCGGCACCGAAAUCACAGUCCCGGCACUAGAAACUGAAAGCACGAACGACCUCUACUGUCCCAGUCAGACUUUUUUGACCGCUUUGGUUCAAAUUUUCCCCAGCGUGUUUCAGCACAUUAAAAGCAACUUCAACUUAGACGAUCUCAAGCAGUUGGGUACUGUUCUCACGAACGCGGUUAGUGUCCCGGUUUACGGCGAAACCACACCCUAUAUCAUCUCCACGUCGUCCGAUGUAAGUUUGACGCCUCUUCAUGAUGGUGUUUUACACACAAUGGAAUUGCUCCAAAAAGAAGCCCUGUCUAGAAACAACAGCAAAAUGAUUCCUGAAAUAUUCAAGCGUUUACUGAUUUUCGCCAAAUUUACGUGUUCGCCUCCGAGUACUAGUAAAUUAGAAAACAAGCAUAAUAAAGUUUCGGAUUGGGUAGCUAUGAACUAUAUUCCGUUCGGGGAGAAAGCGAUGAGCAUGACUGUGAAGUUGUACGACAAAACCGCUGAGAAUCCCGAAGUGAUUAGUGCUAAUAUUCUCCACGGAAUCGUAGCGGCGCUGCAUAAACCUCUAGCGUUGAAGUACAAUUGUUAUACUAAUAGUAUUUGGAAAUUAGCGGCAAACAGUCUGAUUACGGUGCUCAAAACCGGUCUAAAAGUGGCUAGAAUCCAUGGGAAUCAAUUCGCCGCGAUGUGGACCGAACUUGCCGCAACUCUCAAUGAUUUCCUAUUUCCUAGCAUGUGUGCUCCUGCUGAUAAGGGUUUGGAUGAAAUGGUGACAGACGAAGCGACGGACUGCCAGUUAAUAGAGUUACUACGAACGGAAGUUUUGCCUUAUUCCAGUCAAAUCCCAAAGGAAUUCAUAAUGCAGGUGGUUAUUUUACUAAAUAAAGGGUCAAUUCAUUCAGCUACGAACGUCAAAACUGACAUCGAUUCCGAGCUGACGCUUAGGGAAGAGUUCGCGAAGACGUGUUUCGAAACUUUGUUACAGUUUUCUUUGAUUGAUGGCGACAAUAAAGCGCUUGUUGUCAACGGCGACGACUUAGCCGGCCAACUGGCCGUCACUUCGUUGUUACAGAGAUUCCAAGAAGUUUUAGAGAAAUAUAUAGAGGACGAAAAGUUGAGCGGCAAGUGCCCUCUACCGAGGUACCGCCUUUCCGAAAUCUCUUUCGUCUUGAAAGCUGUAACCACUCUAAUCAUAUCAAUGAAGAAAGCGCCUAUCAGAGAAGAUAGUACAGCUUGGGAACACCUGAUUAAAUUGUAUCCUCAUUUAGUCGAAUGUACAACCACGACGUCUACUCAAGUUUCGAGACCUUUGAAGGAAGCUCUCCUGCAAUUCUGUGAUUUACUACAACCACCAAUGAGUAAUAAAGCAAAUGGCGAAAAAAUUUGAUUUUGUUAAACAUCGUGUACCUGUUGUGAGAGAUAUCAAUUGUCUUGAGAUUUAUUUUAAAGUUGUUUUAACAAGUAUUAAGUAUAUAAUUCGUAACAUUUCCGACAUCUGCCAUUUAUUUCAUUUUAGUUAUACGUUACGUUGUCAUUUAUAUACAUAUAUAUAUAUUUGGAAAAGUUUGUAAAUUUUAGUGUUAAUAAAAUAUUUAAAACUGA
Molecule: messenger RNA, 5413 nt
Organism: Zophobas morio
Lineage: Eukaryota; Metazoa; Arthropoda; Insecta; Coleoptera; Tenebrionidae
Gene: mon2
Product: protein MON2 homolog
Exons: 11
Coding region: 294-5198 (1634 amino acids)
Source: RefSeq, a predicted model, not a curated record